GUCAGAUGUUGUCGUGGCCGAGUGGUUAAGGCGAUGGACUAGAAAUCCAUUGGGAUCUUCCCGCGCAGGUUCGAAUCCUGCCGACAACGGAUUAUUUUUGUCCUGUGAUUGGAAUGCCCAGGAGGUUACAUUGUAUCACAGAUAGCCAGUAUAUGUUGUUGUAUCGCUAGUUACAACGUAUCAAUCUUUACCUACUUGAAAUGAGGUUACGCCUGUUAAUCAAUCACUCCUGUUCAUGACAACAGUCAAUAAGUAGCAGUACCCUGAAGCCAUGGCGGACGAUUUGGACGAAUUGCUAGAUGAGGUUGAAACAAAGUUCUGUCGCAAUGUUUCGUUGACGCCACAACUUCAAGCUCCUUCAGAUUUAUCGACGGCUGGGAAAUGUUUAAUGCAAACUGGGAGAGAAAGAAAACACUGGUGCGUAGUAAAAUGCAAGUGUUAACAGGCUAACGUUAACGAUAGCUAGUACGUGGAAAUGGACUAACGUUAGCAAGCAAGGUUAGCAAACCAAGUUGUUGACCAUGAUUGACGCAGUGGAAGCUUAUGCAAUGUAACUAACGAUGUUAUGUAACGUUAGCUAAUUAGUUGCAAACGCCAGCCUUCCCAAAUUGCAUUGUUAUUUCACCAAGCUUGCUAGCUAAAUCAUGUAGUUAACUAACGUUAGCUAGCGAACCCGUUAAUAGUUAGCUAGGUAACGUUAGCUUGCUAAAACUGUUCCUCGCUUCACACCGUCAGCACCACUGAUGAUACACCCAGAAAAACUGACAGCGAAGAUAUAGAUGCCCUUCUUGAGGACCUACUUGACGAUGACUUUGAUUCUCUUGAGCUAAACGUGAGUAAAUAACGUUACAUCGCCUUACAAUGUUGAAUGCUGUUUUUUAGCUAACUGUCCAGUAGCUAGCUAACGUUAGCUGGCUGGAUAUCACACGGAUGUAUUAGUUAGUUAUAAUGAGAUAAAUACAAGGCUAUGUUGGAUUGUUUUUAGCCUUUUUCCAAUGGGAAGGUUGCUAUCAUCUUUGACCUUCUGACUCCAAUGCAUUAGCUAACGUUGCAUUGCAAAAGGGCUGGCCCCUAGGUAGUCUCAUAUGUGCUUAACUUCACACAUUUGCAGACAGGACAGCUUCCUAAAACGACGAAGAGGAAGUCAUUGCCACAGUCAACAAGAAAGUAAGUUUGCCAAUCAAGUAGCUAGCAAGCUAGAUAACAACUCAACUUUGAAGAACAACACUUGUUCAUUUGUGUGUAGGUAGUUCUUCUGGCCGAGUAAAUGUGAACGUAAGUAGUUGUCGUGGCCGAGUGGUUAAGGCGAUAGACUAGAAAUCUAUUGGGAUCUUCCCGCGCAGGUUCGAAUCCUGCCGACAACGGGUUAUUUUGUGUUGCAGCCUGUUGAAUCAGAAUAUCUGGCUGUAUCAUUCUGUCAGUGUUAUACUUCCAAAAAUCAAUUGUGUUCAUAUUACGUUAUUAUUGAAACUCAGUAAAUCUAAUAAGACAUCUGUAUAUCUCUGUUGCAUGCUUUCAAUGUUACUGUAUGUUUUACAGUUGUCAUUAUCUUAGGCAGACCAAAAUGGUAAUUCAUGGGAAGCCAUAAAGUCUAGUAGUGAGCCUUUGGUAAAGCAUGUAUUUGAUAAAAGCUCUCUUUCCAUCCCCAUUUGUUCUUAUGUGAGCAGGUGCUGCCCUGUUUACCUUGGUGGAAGUUCCAUUGCAAAUGGUGUAGGAACAGCUGUUUCACAAAGGUAAAAGUGCUGUUAAAUGGAAUUGCAGCGAUCAUCAACUAGAUUAAUCCGCGGGGCAAUUUUUUUUCUUGAGUGGAUGGUGGGGGUGGGGGGGACGACGACAUAAUUAGUAAACUGCAAAUUGACCACAAGAAGCCCAAACGGAUAUAAUACUGAACUAAAACAGACUAAUUUCAAACCUUGCUUUGCGUAUGAUCACAUACUGUAUAUCUCUCUAUUAUGCAUGGGAAUACUUUGCAACAGAUUUCCAAAAUUAAAAUCCCUUGGAGCUGAUUUGCUAGUGUUUUUUAGGUAUUUUAUGUUCAACAAUAAAAUAUAUAUGUAUGUGUGUGUAUAUACAGUUGAAGUCGGAAGUUUACAUACACCUUAGCCAAAUACAUUUAAACUCAGUUUUUCACAAUUCCUGACAUUUAAUCCUAGUAAGAAUUCCCUGUUUUAGGUCAGUUAAGAUCACCACUUUAUUUUAAGAAUGUGAAAUGUCAAAAUAAUAGUAGAGAGAAUGAUUUAUUUCAGCUUUUAUUUAUUUCAUCACAUUCCCAGUGGGUCAGAAGUUUACAUACACUCAACUAGUAUUUGGUAGCAUUGCCUUUAAAUUGUUUAACUUGGGUCAAACGUUUGGGGUAGCCUUACACAAGCUUCCCACAAUAAGUUGGGUGAAUUUUGGCCCAUUCCUCCUGACUGAGCUGGUGUAACUGAGUCAGGUUUGUAGGCCUCCUUGCUCGCACAUGCUUUUUCAGUUCUGCCCACAAAUGUUCUAUAGGAUUGAGGUCAGGGCUUUGUAAUGGCCACUCCAAUACCUUGACUUUGUUGUCCUUAAGCCAUUUUGCCACAACUUUGGAAGUAUGCUUGGGGUCAUUGUCCAUUUGGAAGACCCAUUUGCGACCAAGCUUUAACUUCCUGACUGAUGUCUUGCGAUGUUGCUUCAAUAUAUCCACAUAAUUUUCCUUCCUCGUGAUGCCAUCUAUUUUGUGAAGUGCACUAGUCCCUCCUGCAGCAAAGCACCUCCACAGCAUGAUGCUGCCACCCCCGUGCUUCACGUUGGGAUGGUGUUCUUCGGCUUGCAAGCAGCCCCCUUUUUCCUCCAAACAUAACGAUGGUCAUUAUGGCCAAACAGUUCUAGUUUUGUUUCAUCAGAUCAGAGGACAUUUCUCCAAAAAGUAAGAUCUUUGUCCCCAUGUGCAGUUGCAAACCGUAGUCUGGCUUUUUUGUGGCUGUUUUGGAGCAGUUGCUUCUUCCUUGCUGAGCGGCCUUUCAGGUUAUGUCAAUAUAGGACUCGUUUUACUGUGGAUAUAGAUACUUUUGUACCUAUUUCCUCCAGCAUCUUCACAAGGUCCUUUACUGUUGUUCUGGGAUUAAUUUGCACUCUUCGCACCAAAGUACGUUCAUCUCAAGGAGACAGAACACGUCUCCUUCCUGAGCGGUAUGACAGCUGCGUGGUCCCAUGGUGUUUAUACUUGCGUACUAUUGUUUGUACAGAUGAACGUGGUACCUUCAGGCAUUUGGAAAUUGCUCCCAAUGAUGAACUAGACUUGUGGGGGUCUACCAUAUUUUUUCUGAGGUUUUAGCUGAUUUCUUUUGAUUUUCCCAUGAUGUCAAGCAAAGAGGCAUUGAGUUUGAAGGUAGGCCUUGAAAUACAUCCACAGGUACACCUCCAAUUGACUCAAAUGAUGUCAAUUAGCCUAUCAGAAGCUUCUAAAGCCAUGACAUCAUUUUCUGGAAUUUUCCAAGCUGUUUAAAGGCACAGUCAACUUAGUGUAUGUAAACUUCUGACCCACUGGAAUUGUGAUACAGUGAAUUAUAAGUGAAAUAAUCUGUAAACAAUUGUUAGAUCACUUGUGUCAUGCACAAAGUAGAUGUCCUAACCGACUUGCCAAAACUAUAGUUUGUUAACAAGAAAUUUGUGGAGUGGUUGAAAAACGAGUUUUAAUGACUUCAACUGUACAUACAUACAUACAUACAUAUGUAAGUGUGGCAAAUAAAUCAUCAGCGGGCCGUGGUCACAAGCGUGGAUCACAUUUUAAUUUGACUCAUUGUUUAACCUGUGCUGACAGGUCAUGUGACCAGCUGAGAUGUAUCUCCUGUGACUUUCGGGUGGCCAUGUUUGACGAUCAUGAAUGGGACCCCUCUUGUGAUUACCUCUUCUUAAGGUGAGCCUCCUCUCAUUGGGCCUGAUGUAUCUUUAUGGGGUAACAAUUUAAAUAUUGUUAUUAUCUUGAAACAAGUUUGAAGUUGUUACAGAAAACCACAAAUCCCAAAUGUCUCAGAUUUGAACAGAAGAGGGCAGUGUAUACCUUUUAUUUUAGAACUUUGUGAAAAUAAACUGGAAUAAUCUUCAUUUGAUUCUUAAUGUAAAAGGCCUUUUAAGUGGGGAUUAUGACUUUAACCUUGAUUGAUAUCCACCCUUUCAGAGAAACGGGUAACUUUUUGCCAAAGUGAGUAUGAAUACACAGUGGUUUAAUUUAAGACUUUUUUAAAACCAUGCUCUGAGAUCGGUGCAUGGCAGAUAGGAUUUUCAUAGGACAACUGGUAGUAGUGGAUGGAGACAGACAUUAGAAAGGUAGAAAGGCAGUCAAACAACACAGUAAUGCCACCUUGGGUGCCUCUCUGGUUCAAUAUUGUGUUGGUUCACUGACAGAGAGCGUGCCCAUGAUGACACAGACUGACACUUAAGCUAAGUUAAUGCAGUGAAGUGGAAGACGUCAUAGCAGUAGAGCUGUAAGUAGGCAGGCGUGGGUAUUAACACCAAGACAGGAAUUACAUUAUUCUAGGCUACACUAAUUUGAUACUACUGGUGAGAGUCGACUUGAAAUGAAAACUAAGAAAGACGAUAGACAGAAGGGCUGUGCUCAAAUGAGAGAAAAACAUUUUCAAAUAGAAAAACAACAAAGGCUAUUGCAGCCACAAUGUUGUUGGUAUUUUGGUGCAGGUAAAUUAUGGCACUCGGGAGCAGCGUAUGCUUUGUGAACAGGCUUCCUUUCAUUCUAAAAUAUUCUGUAGCUAGUGCUUUUAAUGUAAUUUUUUUCAUAGUGUAGGAUCGCAGCAGCACAGCUUUGUUGAAUCCAGACUUUUGUGUUGACAAAAUGGAGGUAGUAGAACUAGUGAAAAUCCAGUGCAAGAACAGCGAGCAGGGAGUACUCAUAUGGACCCUACCACGUUGUUGUCUUCCUAGAGCAUGUGCAGUGGGUGAUAGUGGGUGAUGUUCCAAGCUGGUGGGUUUUGCUGUCGGUACUAUCACAGCAGUGAACCAAUUAUCUGUUCAGGUGGACACUUGGUGAUUUCAGGCUUUGUGCUGGAAGAUAGUGGUUUUACUAACUUGCUGACGACCCAGGGCUCCUCUACAGGACAUGGGGAUUAAUUUAUCAUUACAUUGCGCUUGUUAAAUGCAAUGUAACAUAUUGUGCAAAUGAUGCUGAAAUUAACAUACAGCUUUAGGAUGGACAUGCUUACCAUCGAACUUCAAUGUCCAUUGUGUCUUGUAUACUUUGUCUUUGUCCUCCCACACAGAUUAAUUCCUUCAGCUGUACAUUACAGGUUAACUCUGGAAUAUUUGUGAUGUUGCCAAUCAUUCCACAAUCUUUCAGGGGUUCUUGGAGGCUGGUUUUGUUCCAUGCACAUGACCAACUUAAGUGUCAAGUACUUUGUGAAUUUAGUACUACUUAUCCUAUCUAUAACUCUACAUACCAAUAUUAUUCUGUGAGAGAUAUUCACCUACUGCUCAUUGCUCAGCUAACCAGCCUUGUCUCUUUGUAUCUCUGCAGGAACAACAUGCCAGACUGUCAGAAGCUGCGGGCCAAGCUGAGGAGAAGGAAAGGGGCACGAGCGUAUGCCUGCCAGUGUAGCUGGCACUCUGCUCGAGACCUCACCGACCUGAGAGAACAGCACCAGCUCAAGUGGGUCUGUGGGAAGCAUGAUGUGUGACAGCCUUCUCUCUAUCACACACACACACACACCACUUUGCAGUUACUUGUUAUAGACAUCCCAACACAUUUUUCUGCCUUGAGAAUUAUGUAGGUCUUUCUAUGCGUUACAUUUAGUGUGUUCUGGGUUUAAAGGUAAAUUAACAAGGUAGGUCUUCUGCUAUCUUUAGAGAUGUGAUUUUAGCUAGCUCAGUUUUAAGAGCAGGUAUAUGCCAGACCAUACUUGUGUGAAAACGGUACUUAGAAAAGACGAGGCUAAAUUGAAUGAGUAUUUUAUGUAAAACUAAAAAGAAAUAGUAAUGAAGUCAUUCCAUUAUCUGGUAGUAUUUCAUAUACAAUGCUGUUACAUGCUUUUCUGUAGCCUUUCCUCCUUUUAGUUUCUAUCUCCUGUGUCCUUUGUUUAUUUCCUCUUCUGACCCUUUGAGUAAAAUGCAUUCUCUGUUUUAAGGGAUUUAUGAUCUUACCAUUCAUGUAUUGUGUAUAAUAUGAAGGUGAGGUUAGUGGGAAGUUAAAUGACGCAAAUCUUUCCUGUUGCAUCUGUGCUACACAUUUAGACAUAACAUGAACCAUAAAAGCAUUACUUCACUCUGACAAUCUAGUAGUUGAUACUUUAUAAAUGAAUCAUAAUCAAAUGAAGUAGUCUGUGGAUAGUUUAUUAAAUAUCUACUAAUUCAUUCAUCAUUAGGGAACCAACUUCCAAAGACAUUCGUGGGAUUUGUUGUGAUAACCCAGUCAGUGAGUAGAUAUAGAUAUCAAGUAGAUAUUUUGGAUUGUAAAA
Molecule: messenger RNA, 6428 nt
Organism: Coregonus sp. 'balchen'
Lineage: Eukaryota; Metazoa; Chordata; Actinopteri; Salmoniformes; Salmonidae
Source: the annotation of a GenBank genome assembly